GGAAGAUUGGGGAGUGGCUUUGACGACAACUGUCAGCUGAAUUACAACAUAUGUCAAUACCGCUAUUUUAAUCAAUAUCAUCAGCCAGAUACAUUUAUGUAGCAGAGGUGCCGUCGCCUUGCUACUAUGUACAGUAACCGACCUCCAAAUCGACUUCAAUCCAUCGAACGCGAAACCUAAGACCAUUCAUCCGCUCUAGCUAGGGAGAGAAGACCUCAAGCGUUAGGACGAGUUACACGCGUACGCACGCAAGGGGACGUUACUCGAGGAUCGAGUUACCUUGUAUUACUGGCAAAACCAUUCAAUAUUGAGACAAUAAAUCUUCAGCGCAGCUAAUUGCUGCUGAAGGGGGAUAGUUGUUGAACGCAUAAAGUGCCUCCUGGGCUAUUAUGCCUAAUUAUUCGACUAUUUCUGGAGAGGGCUCCGCCUCGGCUGGCGAUAUGACAAGACAAAAACGUGCUCGUGGCCGCCAAAAGGAGGGCGGAGGAGGGUCGGCGACCAUGAUAAGCAGUGUGGUCAACCUCCUCAACACUAUUAUCGGCGCCGGCACAUUGGCGAUGCCCUCCGCUAUGUCACAUUUUGGAAUGGUCAUCGGAGUUAUUGUUAUUAUAUGGUCAGGAUUCACAUCUGCUUUCGGUCUUUAUCUACAAUCUCGAUGCGCACGAUAUCUCGACCGUGGAUCCUCAUCUUUCUUCGCCUUAUCCCAAAUUACGUAUCCGAAUGCGGCUGUAAUAUUCGAUGCUGCGAUAGCGAUUAAAUGUUUUGGAGUUGGUGUAUCGUACAUGAUUAUUAUCGGGGACUUGAUGCCGGGUGUUGUGGAAGGGUUUGAUACCAGGGCCUCUGAAAUACCCUUCCUAAUGGAUCGCAAUUUCUGGAUCACCGUCUUUAUGCUCGUCAUUAUCCCGUUAAGCUUCUUGAGGCGACUAGAUUCCCUGAAAUACACCAGUCUAGUAGCUCUCGUUGCUAUUGGAUAUUUAAUCGUACUGGUUGUCUAUCACUUCGCCGCAGAUCCCCUAGCUCCUAGGGAUAAGAUUCGAUUCAUCUCAUGGGGAGGGCCUGUGGAAGCGCUGGCUAGUUUACCUGUCGUCAUAUUUGCAUACACCUGCCAUCAGAAUAUGUUUUCGAUUCUUAACGAGUUAUCGAACAACUCUCCCGGAAGUGUCAUGGGUGUGAUUUCUACAAGCAUCGGCUCUGCUGCUAGUAUUUAUGUACUUGUCGCAAUUACCGGCUACCUGACCUUCGGUAACGAUGUAAUAGGCAAUAUCGUAUCGAUGUAUCCUGCAUCCAUUGCUUCAACGAUUGCUAAAGCAGCUAUUGUGGUUCUAGUCACAUUUUCUAUCCCUCUACAAGUACACCCAUGCCGAGCAUCUGUAGACGCAGUUCUCAAGUGGCGCCCCAAGGAUGUUUCCCGCCCACAAGCGCGUACAAACUCCCCUGGUGGUCGACCACUUCUCGCUAAUGCAGCGCCGGCAAGGUCGGAUCAUGGAACAGCACCUAUUUCAGACUUACGCUUCGCUAUCCUCACUACCAUAAUCCUAGUUCUAGCGUAUGCUGUGGCAUUAACUGUCGUCUCGUUAGAACGGGUGCUGGCCUACGUAGGCUCUACGGGAAGCACUAGUAUUAGCUUCAUUCUCCCAGGUCUAUUUUACUAUAAGAUCUCUGACCCGAACUCGAUUCAUCAUCAGCGCCUGGCGAAAGAAGAUGAUGAUGCCUUGUCGCCUCAUAACUCUGAAGACGACGAAGAGGACGUGGAUGAUGGUCUUCUAGGAAGAAGUGUGGAAAGCAUUCGCAGCGCAGCGAGUGGUUCGAGCGUCAAGAACACAAAGUCGCCAUGGCGAUGGCGGAGGAAGUGGAGGUGGGAUAUGGAGCAUAUCGACCACGAGGUUUUGAGAGGCGCAUCACUGGCUUUGGCUAUUUAUGGUCUCUGUGUCAUGGCUGUAUGCUUGGCGAUGAAUUUGGUCGGUACUGUCGUGGCGCAUUAAGCUGUAAUCACCCAUCACCUAUUUACCCCGGCCGAGGUUGGAUGGGCCGGGAAAAGAUUAUCAACAUCAUCAAUUAGGACAGCGCAUUUCUAAGGAAGCAUAAGGGGUUGCAUUGCGCUCGUUCGGUUUCCUUUUUACAUCAUUGGGAGUUCGAGGUCGUCAUUCUUGUAUAUACUUAAGUAUUGAUAUUCCCAGCAUGAGUUGGUGUUGGGUUUGCUGAAAUUGUACAUGAUCAUACCGGAUCCUGAUUUCUUAUCUCAUCUCACGAACUCACAAGUUCUAAGGUUUUAUCGACAUUAAACAUCCA
Annulohypoxylon maeteangense is the source of this 2289-nucleotide messenger RNA. Its product is annotated as transmembrane amino acid transporter protein-domain-containing protein. Gene Ontology annotation, biological process: amino acid transmembrane transport. Gene Ontology annotation, molecular function: L-glutamate transmembrane transporter activity; L-tyrosine transmembrane transporter activity; L-arginine transmembrane transporter activity. Gene Ontology annotation, cellular component: fungal-type vacuole membrane. The coding region runs from base 390 to 1982 and encodes 530 amino acids. The transcript has 4 exons. The record is from RefSeq and is a predicted model, not a curated record. Lineage: Eukaryota; Fungi; Ascomycota; Sordariomycetes; Xylariales; Hypoxylaceae.